CUGACUUUGGAAACUCAUUUUUUAUUCAUUUCAAAUUGUUUUUUGAAGUGCCUUAGACUAAUUUUCUAUGUUAUUAGCUUCAGCAAAAAUGGUGACCAAAACAGUGGACCUUCGAUCUGACACAGUCACCAAGCCAACAGAAUUGAUGAGGGCUGCCAUGGCAAAUGCUGAAGUUGAUGAUGAUGUGUUAGGUUCUGACCCAACUACCUUUCGCUUAGAAGCAGAGGUGGCAAAGAUCAUGGGGAAGGAAGCUGGUCUGUUUGUUCCAUCCGGCACUAUGGGUAACCUCAUUAGUGUGCUCGUUCAUUGUGAUAUUAGAGGGAGUGAAGUCAUUCUUGGAGACAAUUCACAUGUCCAUAUUUUUGAGAAUGGUGGAAUUGCGACAUUGGGAGGUGUACACCCAAGGACUGUUAAGAAUAAUGAUGAUGGAACAAUGAAUAUCGAAUUGAUUGAAGCUGCCAUUAGGAAUCCUAGUUGGGAGCUGGUUUACCCGACCACAAGGCUUAUUUGCUUGGAAAACUCACAUGCAAACUCAGGUGGUAGGUGCCUAUCUGUUGAAUACACGGACAAAGUUGGUGAGUUAGCUAAGAAACAUGAUCUGAAGCUUCACAUUGAUGGGGCUCGAAUUUUCAAUGCAGCUACUGCACUUGGAGUUCCUGUUGACAGGCUUGUGCAACCUGCUGAUUCAGUGUCGGUUUGUCUGUCGAAAGGUCUGGGUGCUCCAGUUGGUUCUGUUAUUGUUGGCUCCAAAAGUUUUAUUACAAAGGCUAGAAGGCUCAGGAAAACCUUAGGUGGUGGGAUGAGACAGAAUGGUGUCCUUUGUGCUGCUGCAUUGGUUGCUUUGCAAGAGAAUGUUGGAAAGCUUGAUGAAGAUCACAAGAAAGCUAAGGUUCUGGCAGAGGGACUAAAUCAAAUUAAAGGGCUGAGAGUGAAUGUCACUGCAGUGGAGACCAAUAUUAUAUUCAUUGACAUAGUGGAGGGCUCAAAAAUCACCGGAGAGAAACUAUGCAAAAACUUGGGGGAGCACGGUGUCCUUGUGAUGCCAGAGACAUCAUCCAGAAUUAGAAUUGUCAUGCACCACCAGAUUUCAGCAAGUGAUGUGCAGUACACUUUGUUGUGCUUUCAGCAAGCUUUCGCUGGAGUACCAGAUGAAAAUGGCAACUAGUGGAUGGAACUGUUACCCAGUCAUUUCUUUAGGAAUGCGGCAGCUGCUAUCAGUCUCUGAAGGAUCAUGUAAAGCCAAUACCUAGGAGUCUCUGGUUAUGCCUUGGUACAUUAACAUCCUCCGUUUGACAUGACGCAUUUGAUGGGGCAUCUAAGAUUCUAAAUUUGAUUGUUAUGUUUUUAUGUUUAUGUUGGAAUGAUAUCUAAUCAAAACCUUAAGUGCCAAUUAAAAAAAUUUAAUAGUUCAUAUAUUUUAUCAACAAUUAGAGUGAAAUAUAAUAAUAAAAAAGUGAAGUGUAA
Molecule: messenger RNA, 1464 nt
Organism: Rubroshorea leprosula
Lineage: Eukaryota; Viridiplantae; Streptophyta; Magnoliopsida; Malvales; Dipterocarpaceae
Source: the annotation of a GenBank genome assembly